AAGUACCCAUGAAGUGCCACGAAUGUUGAGUUGUUGUUGAGGACAUUCGAGGAGUUCUUUUGCGCUCCUCACCACGUUAGUCUGCAAAUUUUCUUAUCAUUAUCCAACAGUUAAUUUAAACAGAUAUUCCAAAUUUCGGAUGUUAUGUUUCCCAAUAUAUUUGUUUUAACGCUAUCUUAUUUCACUAUUAACAAAUGAACUUGUAGGGAAUAAUUAAAUUCUCACCACAUUUGAGUCAUUACGGAAAACUGAGUUAUAAACUAAACUGGCGAGUUCACUGGGUAUUGUAUCACAGUGGUUAUUGUUAGCAAUUAACAAACAUGUGCUGGUCUGGAAAGUGUUGUUUUUUUGUGAAAUUAGACGUGGGGUGCCUUUUAAUAGGUAUUUUCACCUUGGUGCUCUCACUCGGAAUAUCGGCCACGUCGCUCACUUUCAUAUGCGAAACCUCAAUAGGUCCGAACAAUAAGGAUUACUCGUACUUGCACAACCGUACCGAGCACCUCCUAGGCCUGGUUCACCUGGACGUCAACCCGGGCUCCAAGCAGGUGGUCCUGGGAAUAAUCCUGCUCGUCGCGUUGAUUUUGGCCAUGACUUCCACAUUCCUGAUUGUUGGAGUUCAGAAGCGUUUAUCUGGUCUGGUGCUGUCGUACUUCGCAUAUGGCAUCUUUGUGACAUUCUUCACCAUCUUGGGCUCGUUGCUUCUGCUGCUGAAAACCUCGUGGUGGCUUGCCCUCAUUCUGAUAGGUUUAUCAUGUGAGUAUGGUUCAGUUUUUAACUACGACUCUCCCUCCCACUUUCCCGCACACCUUCCCGCGAUCGCCCCGUCCGUACCAGAGCGUCGAUGUGACGUCACGGCUGCCUGGUGUACAGCUAUCUCGACCAGAUUGGAGGAUAGUAAGUAG
Messenger RNA from Ostrinia furnacalis (Asian corn borer), 902 nucleotides. RefSeq lists its product as uncharacterized. The transcript is spliced from 3 exons. NCBI's taxonomy places the organism in Eukaryota, Metazoa, Arthropoda, Insecta, Lepidoptera, Crambidae. The record is from RefSeq and is a predicted model, not a curated record. The coding region runs from base 321 to 902 and encodes 193 amino acids.